Molecule: messenger RNA, 3477 nt
Organism: Gallus gallus (chicken)
Lineage: Eukaryota; Metazoa; Chordata; Aves; Galliformes; Phasianidae
Gene: EPCIP
Product: C21orf62 homolog
Exons: 3
Coding region: 452-1129 (225 amino acids)
Source: RefSeq, a predicted model, not a curated record
UUCUUUAGGAAAAUUGUUCACUAAAGGCAGCAGAGCUUUGCUGUCAAUCAUUCCCAUUGUCUUCUCUUAAAAAACUGCCUCGAGAAAGGCACCGGCAGAGGACGGUCAGGGGAAGAGCAGCCGGGACCUGUGCUUUAUUCUGCUGUUUCACUUACAAACCAGGCCGGUGAUGCAGAGAGAGCAAAACACAACAAACACGCCAUCACUGAGUGCCUCUGCAGUCUGCUGGCAGUGACACCAUGCGCUGUCCCAACGUGGGAGCAGGAGCUGAGACUCCCAGUACCAGCUAGGAAGAAAUUUGUUCCUCUGUGUGUGACAGCACCUCCAUGACAGCAGUGGCUGCUCAGCCCAGUGGCAGCAGCUCAGGCUUUUGCUCUACAGUAGGUAAAGACAAGUGCUAUAAUCCACUGUGUAAAAGGAGAAGACACGUGGCAUCUUGGCACCAGUACUAAUGAAGCUGACAGCCUUCUCUACUUUCUGGUUUUGGCUGGCUCUCUUUUUGGCUGGCUUCCUUGGCGUAUGCAUUACUGACAGUUUUGUGGGAAGUCAGAAGAACCAUACACUAAUUUUCACCAAGGAAAGCAAUAUUCGCAACUGCAGUUGCUUGGCAGAUAUCCGUGACUGUGACUACAGCCUGGCAAACCUGUUGUGCAAUUGCAGAACAGUGCUGCCUUCUACCAUGGAAAAAACUGACUACAGUAGCGACCUGACCAUCUGGUUCACAGACACCUCUGUGCUGGAGAUGCUCCUCAACUUUACAAUGGUGUGGGAUUUGAAGCUCUCCUUCUGUGGCACUACUCCUCUACCAACAGAAUACUUGACCAUUUGGGGACUGAGAAAGCUCCGGGUAAAAAAUAAGGUCAAGGGACGAUUUCCAGAGCAGAGCGUAACCAUCUACAGUAGCAGCAAGAGUGAAAAUGAAGACCUACUCACAGUGCGCAACAAAGACAGGCAAAUGUUAGUAUACAUUUCUUUUCUGGAUACCUCUCUUUUCAAUGGAUAUUCUUUGCUGAAAUCGUACAGCGUGGAAAAUGUCUCUAGUAUCACGGAGCACUUUCACAACCUGCUGUAUUCCAGUGUUUUCUCAACCUCAGAUAACAAAAGCUAUGUUGUAACAUUCAUUUACUGAGUUCUUUAGUACAGUCAGCCAAAGGCAUGGCAAACUGAUGAGAGAGAGAUGGGACCUCUCUGUUUGAUUUGGCCAGAAGGAGCCAUUACGGGAUGAACAGUUUUGACUGUGUACUCCACAAGGAGGCAUUUGAAGUAAUACAGACUCAUAUGACUAACUCAGUAAAUGCUUCCUUAAAGAACAAAGAACACAUGAAACAAGGUGAAAGCAUCACUACAAAUCUUACAUAUUGUAAACUAAGAACUAAACACAUGUUCUGUCCCCUGACAAUCUUGGUCGCUCUCCACUGGGCACACUCGGGUUGAUCCAUACUUUUCUUCCACUGAGGGAGGCCAAAACUGCCAGUAGUACUCUACAUGCAGGGAGAAUAAUCCCUUGCCUACGUUUACUGGCCUCACCCCUGUUGACAUAUCUCUAUGCUGUGAGGUUUGAGGCAUUUGAAACAGGCUGCCCAGACAGGCUGUGGAUACCUGUCCCUGGAGGUGUUCAAGGCCAGGUUGGACAGGGCCCUGGGCAGCCUGGUCUAGUAUUAAAGGUGGAGGUUGGUGGCCCUGCCUGCGGUAGGGGAGUUGAAGCUUGAUGAUCCUUGAGGUCUCUUCCAACCCAAGCCAUUCUAUGAUUCUAUGACCUGAGGUGGUUACAAGUUACCAGAGACAAACUGAGGGUGCUGGUUGCCCUUGCCCUCUGCUGAGUUGCCAGAGCUGGGAUCCCCAUGCUCUGGGGACCCAGUUGGGACACCCAGGCUGGGUGACAGAGCCUCUUAGGACAGCAGGGGCAGCUUUGCAGUCUGCUUCCCACCUUGGCAUAACCAAUGGUGCAUUUGUGAGAUGGCCAGCAAUCUGUGUUGGCUGGAGGUAUGGUGGGUUGUGUUUUCAGUAGAUGAGGGAGGGUGACCAGUCAUGUAGCAGGGUACUCUCAUCCUCCAUUCAUCGUGGGAAAGAGCUGGGCAAGGGGUCACCUGGCAAAACACCAUGAUUAUAAAGGUGUUUUUCCCAGUGAUGGCUCCUUUCCCCAAAUACAGCAGUUGACUUCAUCUUUUGUGAUAACAGUAAACUCUCCUCUCUAAGAAAAGGAGAAAAAAAACAAUCCUGUAACUCAUCUGAUAAGUGAGGCGAGGCUUCAGGCAGACAGGUAGCAAGCAGUUAUCAGCUGCAUUGUGGGAGAAAGAUUGCCUUUCCCUGAAAAACUUGUCAGGACAACGUCAAUAGCCAGAAGUCUACUCCUUGCCCACGUCUGCAGGAUUCACGUUCUCUGAGAUACAGUUAAGGCUGGGAUCAAUGGAUAUAGUAUACUAAAGGAAUAAUAUAUAUACUAAAGGAAUGCAAGUCCUAACAGAAUUGCAUUGCCAACAAAGGAUUACAUUUUUUUUUCUCUUGAUCUGGGAUAAAAUACAUGUACUGAGGGGAACACUUAGUAAGAUUCUGAGGAACCAAUGAAUUUGCUUCAACAACUUUAAGCUAAGCCUUGCCCAUCAUUGUAAUCAAUGGUGGACACAUUGAAUGGUAACACAGCUCUGUUUUUCAGAAUAUUUACAUACAUGCAUACCUUCAUUACCGCAGGCUUUGCCACUGAAAUCAGCAAUGUAAUAACUAUUAGGGUCAUCAGGUCUAUUUGCACUUGUAAAUUAACAGAUUUAAAGACAUUGGUGUUUAUGGGCUGAGGACUGAACUCAAUUUAACCCAGAGAGCUAUUCAAUCAGCUAUUGUACAGAUUUUUGUCAUUUAUCAGCACCUUGAAAACAAAUUGAAAGUUUUUUUCCACAAAUGAAAGAUAUUACCUGUGAACACUCUAUGGUUUUGUCACAAGUUACAACAUGGUUAGGAGCUGAAGCUGAGGUGACAGAGGUUGGUGGCAGGGGUGUUGUUCUGAGCAUGUACUUGCCUGGCAUGUGUUACAGAAGAAUAAUAAAUCAUCCUGACUAUGCAAAAGUACUAACAUUGCCCUAAAAAACUGGCCAGUCAUUAACCCUGCACAGGAUACUCUUGUUAAAAAAAUACACAUAAAUAUAUUGAUUUCUAAAUGUUAUUAACCCUCUCUUAAAAGUCAAGCCUAAAUCUUCCUGAGUAAAUUCACUGAGGCUCUGCUGCCCUCUAGCAAAAGAUGUGCUGAAUAACACAGUCACACAGCACUAUAUUGCCAUGACAGCAAUGAUUGCUGACGUUCCCGUUUGAAAUCCACACACAGAGCAGAAUCUGAGGAUACAUGUAUUCUGGCUUUCUUGGGAAGAAAUCACAUUAAUAGAUCUGUGUGCUUUUCAAUGCUGUAAAUUAAAGUUUCGAUUACUUUUGCCACAGCUGUGUUCUGAAUAAUGAUCAAAUAAAAGACGUCAUAUUCCUGUGUACAAGUAA